Messenger RNA from Sabethes cyaneus, 2619 nucleotides. RefSeq lists its product as uncharacterized. The transcript has 2 exons. NCBI's taxonomy places the organism in Eukaryota, Metazoa, Arthropoda, Insecta, Diptera, Culicidae. The coding region runs from base 41 to 1243 and encodes 400 amino acids. Gene Ontology annotation, molecular function: protein binding. The record is from RefSeq and is a predicted model, not a curated record.
UUCUACUGUACACUCCAGUAUUGCAAAGUUUACUAGGAAAAUGGUUUUCAGUGGCAACAGAAUGGCAGCAUUAACACGCCUCGUCAUUGUGCUGUUCGUGAUUUCUUCACUCGAGCGGACCAUUGCAGAAACUUACGAGUGUACCGUUGGAAACUACGGCUCCGACAAACAGCAGCACUGCAUCUUCCGCAAUGUUCGGUAUAACCAAAAUUCCACUAAUAUCGUGUUCAAAGCACCCAAUAGUGACAAACAACCGAGGAUUGUUUUCGAAGAUUCAAAAAUGGAUCAUUUACCCAAGGAAUUCCUAGAAACCUUUGGCAAAGAUUUGAAGGUGCUGAUUGUGUCUAAAUGUGAGCUUAGAUCUGUAGUGAUAACCCAUGCAUUAGAGGAACUGCAUGCAAUUGAUAACUAUAUCACUAAAGUGAUUGUGCACCAAACUCCUCAAAGUUCUCCCUUGAAAGAGAUUCACUUACAAUCAAACCGUUUGAAAGAUAUUUCGAAUAUUACGAAAAGCUGCAAGAAUGCUCGAAUUGUUGACUUGAGCCGAAACCAGGAGUUAGCGGAUCAGGACACAUUCGAUCUUUCGAUGUUCAAUGGGUUCAACCAGUUGGAAUAUCUACUAUUAGCUGAUAUUGGAGCUUUCUAUCUGGAUAAUACGAAAAAUGCGGUUCUGCCGGCUUUAACACUGCUUGAUUUGUCGAUGAAUAAUCUGCUGCCAAGUGAUCUUCGGUUGGAUCGUUUAGAUGGUUUUGAAAAGCUGGAAGUAUUGAGAUUAAAUGACAAUAACAUGGCACAGUUGGAUUACGCAUUACUCACUGGUAUGAAGUCAUUGAAGACGGUGUAUCUAGAAGGCAACUCAUUUGACUGCUCUUAUCUGAAAACAAUGGUCAAGUUCCUGAAUGAAAAUAACAUCGUCACUCCAGUUGCUCGUCCGGCGAAUAAUUGUGACACUGGAUUCAUGGUCGAACACGAAAUGUGUUGUAAAUCGGCACAAUUGUCCCACAUUCCUAAACCAAGUCCCACCCGUCCACUAGUUCCAGCUCAAGCCAAUCCAGCUCCUGCCAAUCCAGCCGCACCAAAUACUCCUAUACUCAACGAGGUCGAAACUAAACCAAUAGACGUCGUUAACGACAACACGCCCGUUAUGAGUGAAACACACCCCGAUAAUGGAGUUACUAAUUUACGCGUAAAUUUGUUAUUCAUAUUAACAGGUGCGAUUGUGGCUCUCGUGUCACGUGAUUAAAAUCACUUUAGAAGCCUGAAAAAUAUCACAUCUCUGGUUCUGGCGAAAAUCAAUCGCAAAUUAACAAUAGAGUUUAAGCAUUUUCGCUGCACUUCUGAAGAUUCCAGAAGAAAUAAAAUUAAACCUGUGAACUGUACGCACCUAGAUUGUAAGAGCAAAACGACACUGAUGCCUACAAGGAUAAGUAAAUACCAAAAAAAGUAAAAGAUACUGUUAAUGUGAUAGAACACCCCAAGUAAAUAAUUUCUUGCGACUGCUAGCAGAAAAGCAGAAAUUUUUGUGAAAAUUCGCUUGCCUCAUCACCGUCAGGGUAGCAAACCAUUGCAGAAGGUGCCCCACCAAAUCAGAUGCUUCGCCCAGCAGGUAAACACUUUUUUACUUUUUUACUAGGAUAGUCGGAAGUGCUCUUAAGUAUUAAGGACUGAAGGAAUCUCAGCGUAAAACGCUGUUUGGAUGAAUUUAGCCUUAUUGAUCGAGCCGAGCUUUUCGUUUUAUCUAAGACGCGUAUGCAUUUGAAUCCACAUCGAGACGACCGACGCAGGGCGUGUUUAUGUUUUGUUAAUUUCGAUAAGGAAAGAGAGUGUUAUAAUUAGAUAAAGAACAGAUACGACCAGAAAUGUAGAGAGAAGUCCUUCAACGUGAUGGGAAACGUCAACCAACGAAUCCGGUGUGAUACAAGUGAAAAGAGAAAUACCAAUAAACUAAAACAGUAAUCAAAUAAUUACAUUAGGAAACCAUGAGGAGUUUUGGCUGCUAGACAGAUCGGUGCUGCGUGCCUAUUUUUUUUGUAUCGAGGGAAAUCAGAUCUGUUUUACAUGUUAUCGUACUCGAAGUUGAGUGCGGUGUAGGAAUCUAACAUAAUGUAUGAUUGACCAUUGAAUAUAUCAAUAUUAAAACAGAAUGCGUUCUUUUGCAUUGUAUGAACAAAUGUAGUUUUAAAAAACGGUGGUGUAAUUUCGAACUCCAUCUUUGGUACUGUAAAAAUAAUUCAGCUUUCCGUCUCUUUGAUUAAAUCGAGUGUUCCAUACUAGACACGUUUUCACGAUAUUCAUAUUUCAUCAAAAGAUUGAACAAUAGAAAAUACUAUUACAAAUGCAUUAAAAAUGUAUCAGAUUACAUUAAAUCUAGAUUUUACACCACAUCUUCUAGUUAAGAUAAUGUCAAAUUGUAUUUGUAAUGCAAUUCUAUUUUCUUAUUAAAGAAUAUUACUUGGAAAAAAUCAUUUUAAUUACUGUUUGCUCAUAUAAAACUUAUUUUUUGAAUAUUAAUUAUUUCGUGUGUCAUUAUUUAAAAAGUAUAUUUUAAGUAAUGAAUAAAUAUUUAAAAAUAAAGAUUCAACUCUUUCAUAUUUUUUUCUACGUAUUCAGUAACUCUGU